Messenger RNA from Suillus discolor, 1077 nucleotides. RefSeq lists its product as uncharacterized. The record is from RefSeq and is a predicted model, not a curated record. NCBI's taxonomy places the organism in Eukaryota, Fungi, Basidiomycota, Agaricomycetes, Boletales, Suillaceae. The transcript is spliced from 2 exons. Bases 361 to 1077 code for a protein of 238 amino acids.
CACCAUCACCAUAAAGGGCGUCAUCACUAGCACUUGACGUCCUUGUAAAAUGCACAGCUACAAGCUACUGUAGGAAUGGUCACUGCCUUCUUUAUGUGUCAUGGGCUGUUGGGAGUUGACCAAGCACUAUCACUGGCUGUGUCCGGGACUCCGGGUAUCUGAUCUGACUUGACGUGAACUGCCAGUUCUUCCUGAUGAUUCCACAGAUGCUGACAAUACCCUCCGCCCAAUGUGGACUAGCAUGCCAUCAAAGAUCAACACCAGCUCAGAUAUACUCGGUGCUUACGAAUGAAGGCCAGUCUUGAAAAGAGUUUCAAGGUUGGCCACAGCAGAUCAAAUUACCCGUGACAGUACUCCACGAUGCAGCCACUUGUCCUGUAUGACAUCCUCUCCAAGCUACCAGGCAAAAACUGGUCUUCCAACCCCGCAAAGCCGAGGUUCAUUUUGAGCUACAAGGAUCUUCCGUUCGUGACCCUCUGGGUUGAAUACUCGGACAUCCCCAUCGCUAUGAAGGCCAUCGGCGCAAAGCCAAACAAACGCCCAGACGGUUCGGACGUCUACACCGUCCCUGUUCUCAGCGAUCCUAACACCGGUGCCCUCAUCACGGAUUCCCUCGAGAUCGCAUCCUACCUAGACAAGACAUAUCCCGAGAAGCUCGUCUUCCCAAACAACUCAGAACCCCUGAUACGCGCGUUCGAUUCCGCCCUUUCAAGCCUUCUUCGACCUGCUGUUAAGUUCAUCUACGCACGUUGCACAGAAAUAUUGAGUCCUGCCAGUGCCGAAUUCUUCACUAAAGCCCGUUCGGUGUACGUCCCGUUGCCCUGGGAUGUGAGCCGUGAUGCAGACUGGGAGCUAUUAGAGAAGGGGUACAAUACUCUGUACGAAUGGUACCAGAAGACUGAUGGGAAGUGGAUCAUGGGCGGCACUUUUUCGCAUGCAGACAUUAUUGUUGCCUGUGAUUUGCUGUGGUACAAACGAGUUCUGAAGGAGGAUGAAUGGGCCAGGAUCAGUUCUUGGAACGGGGGAAAAUGGGCUCAAGUCCUUGCAGAUGUUGAGAAGGAGUGUAAAUUGGCUUAG